AUUAGAAAUCAUUUAUCAAGUUGAAUUAAACAGAAAAAGAAAUCGUGAAAAGUUGUAAUGGCGGCUAUUUGAAAGUAAAUUACAUAAGUAUUAUGUCUAAUUGUAUUUUUAUACGUUAAUAAAAAUUGUGGCAACAAUGACGAGAAUCAAAUUCGUAAAAGAAAUCCUUAUUUUGUAUCUCACCUUUCUGCACGAGGUUCAAAAUCAAUUCAGAAGCAUCCAUGGUGCCUUUCCUUUCAUAUGGAGUACCAAUGAAUAGCUAUUAAAUAAUGGUUCUGUGUUCAACAAUAAAUGUCGGUCGUGAGACGUUUAAUAAUUACAAAAGCUAACACACGAGUGCAGAUUGUACUCCGUUGUCGAGAGGGGCGCGUUGGUUGUUGAAAACACUUGAAAAAUCGUUGCGAAACGAUACGUUUUUCUCCCUUCUAUUUUUUCGGCCUUCUUACAUGACAUCAGCCAUGAAUUCAUAACAGAAGAUAGUCGUGUAAGUGUUUGUUUUAAUUUUAAAUGGGAUAAUUUUGAAAGUAUUGAUAGAAAUAAAAAAUAAGGAAUAUCAUGUCAUGCGAUGAAGCUUGUUCGUGUAAUAAACGUGGUAUAGAUUACUAUGGCGUACUAUCGUUGAAAAAAGACUGCGACGAUUUGGAGAUCAAAGCUGCAUUUCGACGCUUAGCGCUACGAUAUAACGCUAAAAGAGCGAAAGAUGAAUGUUUAUGUACUAUUUUCGCCUUAGUAGCCGAAGCAUACGAUGUGCUUUCAGAUCCCCUUAAAAGAACCAUAUACGAUCAAUUCGGCGAGGAAGGUCUUAAAAAUGGCGUGCCUGGAGCCGAGGGAUUUAUUCAACCGUAUACUUAUCACGGAGAACCGAUGAGAACCUAUAGGGAGUUCUUCGGUACCGAAAGUCCUUAUGCUGAUCUACUCUACGUACUAACGCAGUCUUCGUCUCUGCUCGAAUUUCCCGAGGGGCGGGGUAUAAAGCGCAAGGAAGAACCUCUGAUAAAAACCUUGUACCUAACUCUACUGGAGGUCUUUCUUGGAGGGAUAAAGAAAAUGAAGAUACAAAGAUUAGUAUUGGUAGGGGACGAUAAGACUAAGACAGUGACGAAGGAAAAAAUUUUAACGAUACCCAUUAAACCAGGCAUUCCGACGGGAACGAGGAUAGUGUUCCCAGAGGAAGGUGAUCAAGGACCCACGAAAAUUCCUGCGGAUGUAAUCUUCAUCACGGAGGACCGGCCUCACGAGACCUUCCGAAGAGAGGGCUCUGACUUGCACAUGACGGUCGAUAUCUUUCUGCGAGAGGCACUGACCGGAACAGUGGUCACCGUCAACACGCUCGACGACAGAACCCUUCGAAUACCACUAACGUCUGUCAUCACACCUGAUUACAAGAAACACGUACCUGGCCAAGGAUUGCCGCUGCCGGAAAGUCCGAAGAAAAGAGGAAGUCUAAUCAUAUCGUUUAAUAUUGAAUAUCCGGUAUAUUUGCCGGUAUCAAAUAAAAAUUACAUUAAACGAGCGUUUGAUACGUCCGCAGAUAUCAAAGAUACGGAAUACGUUCACCGUCUUAUAUUGGCCAAUAAAAUGCGUAGAAACGUAGAUUUUGAUGUUCCUAUACGUCGAUAUACCGACGAUUACGAGGCAAAAUAAUUAGACGUUAUAUACAAUACUUAAUUUCUCUAUUCUUUUCAUUCAAAUAAUUUAACUCGUCGAUUUGAAGUAUUAAUUUUUUUAG
Messenger RNA from Bombus impatiens (common eastern bumble bee), 1729 nucleotides. Its product is annotated as dnaJ homolog subfamily B member 13-like. Bases 556 to 1644 code for a protein of 362 amino acids. NCBI's taxonomy places the organism in Eukaryota, Metazoa, Arthropoda, Insecta, Hymenoptera, Apidae. Gene Ontology annotation, molecular function: protein-folding chaperone binding. Gene Ontology annotation, cellular component: cytosol. The transcript is spliced from 6 exons. The record is from RefSeq and is a predicted model, not a curated record.